Cucumis melo (muskmelon) is the source of this 1458-nucleotide messenger RNA. Its product is annotated as glucuronokinase 1. The coding region runs from base 188 to 1270 and encodes 360 amino acids. The transcript has 6 exons. Gene Ontology annotation, molecular function: ATP binding. Lineage: Eukaryota; Viridiplantae; Streptophyta; Magnoliopsida; Cucurbitales; Cucurbitaceae. The record is from RefSeq and is a predicted model, not a curated record.
CUGAGCUUUGUAAAAUCCAUAUUACGUCUUCUAAAGGCCGACAAGUCAAAACGGAGUUCCAUUCCGAACGACUCUCCUCGGCUCAAGAAGACGGCGGCUGCGGCUGCGGCAGAAGCAGAAACUCUAAUUCUCUAAGAAUUAGACUGACAAUUGUUUUGAAGAGAGAUAGAGAGAUAGAGAGAUUGAAAUGGAUUCCAAAACAUCCUCUUCUUCCUCUUCUGUGAUCGAGCACAAGGCUUAUGCCAGAGUGGGACUACUGGGAAAUCCGAGCGAUGUUUACCAUGGUCGCACCAUAUCUUUUACUUUUUCGAAUUUCUGGGCCUCCGUACAACUCCGGCCUUCCGAUGAGCUUGUCAUCACACCCCAUCCCACCCACGAUUUCGUCCAUUUCAGAUCCCUCGAUCAUCUUAUAAAUCGGUUGUCCAAUGAAGGUUACUAUGGAGGGGUGCGAUUGCUUAUGGCUAUUUGUAAAGUCUUUUAUAGUUACUGCAGAGAAAAAGAGAUUAAUCUUCAUACAAAGAAUUUUACUUUGUCUUACGAUACUAAUAUUCCUCGACAGACAGGACUUUCAGGUUCCAGUGCUAUUGUAUGUGCUGCCCUGAGUUGCUUGCUAGACUUCUUUGAUGUCAGGCAUUUGAUUAAGGUGGAGGUCAGACCUAACCUUGUUCUUGCCGCAGAGAAAGAACUUGGCAUUGUUGCUGGUCUUCAAGACCGUGUUGCACAGGUUUAUGGUGGCCUUGUUCACAUGGAUUUUAGCCAAGAGCACAUGGAGAAGCUUGGGCAUGGUAUAUACACACCAAUGGAUAUUAAUCUUCUCCCUCCACUAUAUCUAAUUUAUGCUGAUAAUCCAAGUGAUUCUGGAAAGGUCCACAGUACAGUACGGAAGAGGUGGCUUGAUGGUGACAAAUUCAUUAUAUCAUCAAUGCAAGAAGUAGCUAAGGUUGCAGAAGAAGGGAGGACAGCUUUACUCGAGAAGGAUUAUUCAAAACUUGCCAUGCUUAUGAACCGCAAUUUUGAUCUUCGCAGGAGUAUGUUUGGAGAUGAUGUUCUGGGUGCUUUAAACAUAGAAAUGGUGGAAGUAGCCAGAAGAGUGGGUGCUGCUUCAAAGUUCACAGGCAGUGGAGGAGCUAUUGUGGUAUUUUGCCCUGAUGGGCCUUCACAAGUGAAGCUUCUGAAGGAAAAUUGCCAGAAAGCUGGUUUUGUUCUUCAACCAAUCCAGGUUGUUCCUUCAUGCCUAAGUGAGGUUGAUCUUAAAACUCUUUCUAGUUGAUCCAUGAGAGCUUGGAGUGAGUUUAGGUUUGCUGAGGAAAUACAUGUUUUUUUCUUUUCUUUUUGGACAGAUAUUAUAGGAACUGCUAAACUUGGUAAAUUGGUAUUAGGCGUUUUGAAAUCUCUGAGUUACAUAUGAACGUUCGACAUUCUUUUGAUCAACCAAUAAAUAUUGCUCUCUUUCAUAUA